Molecule: messenger RNA, 687 nt
Organism: Daphnia carinata
Lineage: Eukaryota; Metazoa; Arthropoda; Branchiopoda; Diplostraca; Daphniidae
Product: pupal cuticle protein Edg-78E-like
Exons: 4
Coding region: 23-598 (191 amino acids)
Cellular component (GO): chitin-based extracellular matrix
Molecular function (GO): structural constituent of chitin-based larval cuticle
Source: RefSeq, a predicted model, not a curated record
UAUCAAAACCUCCUAGUACAGCAUGAAGCUCUUGUUGUUCGCUGCCGUCUUGGCUAUUGCCGCUGCCGUUCCUUCCAGCUAUAACCCUGAAUACAAAGCUCCCAGCUACCCUGCAUCAAAAUUCACUACCCCUAGCUACACCGCACCCAAGUACCCUACGCCUAGCUACCCCACACCAGCCUACCCCACACCAAGCUACAAGGAUAACAAAUACGCUGACAUUACAGUCACUAGCCAAUCCGACGAGCGCAACAUCGAUGGCAGCAGCCAGUGGAGCUACGGCCAGUCUGACUACACAACCCGUGAAGAAUCUCAAGUUCAGAAGAAGAUGCAAGGAGUCGCUUACGAUUCUUACGGAAAGGCCACCUACGAAGAUGUUAUGGGCAACACUAACAAGGGAUCUUCCUACUGGAUUUCCCCUGAAGGCGACAAGUUCACUUUGACCUGGACCGCUGAUGAUGCUGGAUUCCAGCCCAAAGGUGAUCACUUGCCCGUGGCCCCCGUCCAUGAAUACGAGUUGCCCGUCGCCCCCGUUCAUGAAUACGAGCUCCCAGUUGCGCCUGCUCUCCCUUAUUCACGCACUGGACCCGGUUACUAAGUUGUAAAUUUUCCUUACGUGAAAUUUGAAUGGCAUGAACCAUCCAAGUGUAAUUUACUGAUGAGAAAUAAACGCAAAUUAUGUUUUGA